ACCAUUAUCCGAGGCCCGACACUGGGAGCUUCUGCUCCUGUGACCGUGAAAAGGGAGAGCAAAAUUUCUCUGCAGCCUAUAGCGACUGUUCCCAAUGGAGGCGCAACACCCAAGAUCAGCAAAACUGUGCUUUUAUCUACUAAAAGCAUGAAGAAGAGUCAUGAACAUGGAUCCAAGAAAUCUCACUCUAAAACCAAGCCAGGUAUUCUAAAAAAAGACAAAGCAGUCAAGGAGAAGAUUCCUAGUCAUCAUUUUAUGCCAGGAAGUCCUACCAAGACUGUGUACAAAAAACCCCAGGAAAAAAAAGGGUGUAAAUGUGGGCGUGCUACUCAAAAUCCAAGUGUUCUUACAUGCCGAGGCCAACGCUGCCCUUGCUACUCUAACCGCAAAGCCUGCUUAGAUUGCAUAUGUCGUGGCUGCCAAAACUCCUAUAUGGCCAACGGGGAGAAGAAGCUGGAGGCGUUUGCUGUGCCAGAAAAGGCCUUGGAGCAGACCAGGCUCACUUUGGGCAUUAACGUGACUAGCAUCGCUGUGCGUAACGCUAGUACCAGCACCAGUGUAAUUAACGUCACAGGGUCCCCAGUAACGACGUUUUUAGCUGCCAGUACACGUGACGAUAAAAGUUUGGAUGAAGCUAUAGACAUGAGAUUCGACUGUUAAGUCAGUGGGUCUUUGAGCCUACCCUGGUAGGAAAUAGCUACAGUUUUGCGGCAGCUAUGGUUCUGUUGGUGUGACUUGCCGGAGCUCCCUGCAAAUAGAUCACUUGUAUCAAGUGUUU
Carlito syrichta (Philippine tarsier) is the source of this 778-nucleotide messenger RNA. RefSeq names its product E3 ubiquitin-protein ligase MSL2-like. Gene Ontology annotation, cellular component: MSL complex. Gene Ontology annotation, molecular function: ubiquitin protein ligase activity. The transcript has a single exon. The annotation marks the transcript as partial. The record is from RefSeq and is a predicted model, not a curated record. NCBI's taxonomy places the organism in Eukaryota, Metazoa, Chordata, Mammalia, Primates, Tarsiidae.